Molecule: messenger RNA, 2827 nt
Organism: Ooceraea biroi (clonal raider ant)
Lineage: Eukaryota; Metazoa; Arthropoda; Insecta; Hymenoptera; Formicidae
Product: TBC1 domain family member 31
Biological process (GO): cilium assembly
Cellular component (GO): ciliary basal body
Molecular function (GO): protein binding
Source: RefSeq, a predicted model, not a curated record
UAAUAUAUUUAAGAAUAUAUUUAAAUUAAAAUAUGUGCAUGUGUUUAAAAAUUAUAAAUUAAAUACAUACAUAUGUUUUUAAGAAAUACAAGUGUGAUGUUAAAAAUCAAGAAGCUUUCAUACCGAUGGAUGAUACGUCACACGACUUACCGAUUGAUUUGUCGCUGUGUUGUCAAACAUCCAACUUCAAACAUCACAUGAAACAGUCAUUUACACGUUACGUUUCAUUCGUUAUGUUAUUCCGUACGAUUACGAGAAGAUUGAUGGGCAGUAUUGGAAAUGAAAGAAGCGAGUUCGAGAAAAUUGCUAACGAAAUGGUCGUAUCGAAUAAAUAACAGGAAUUAUUAUUUAAUCAUAAAGAAAUAAAGUUUACUGCGGCUUGUCAUCAACGUAUCUCCACCAUGCACAACAGCGGUUGGAAUAAGUUAAUUAGAACUAACGACAGAUACAAGUAUGAACCGAAAAGCAUCGCUGAGAAAAGCCAUUGCACAACGAGGCUGGCCUUCACGCAAGUAGCCUUUGAUCACGACGAGGAAUCCUUGAUUGCGGUAGACAGCAGAGGAUACUUGCACUACGUUGAAUUGUCCGAGGAUCCCCCGUGUGCCAAGAGACUGGGGAAGGCUGGGCGAGCCAGCUUUUUAACGUUCAAUCCCGUGUGCAAGGGAGAGGUACUGAUAGGACUCGACACUGGUGACAUAAAAGUGUGGAGGCUUCACGUGAGCAUCGAUGAGUCUUGUCUGCUGUCAGGUCACAAACUGGCGCCGACACACGUCUCCUUCUACAAGAACCACUGCCUGACGAGCUCACAAAACGAGAUAAUAAUAUGGCAUCUGCGGUCCUACAGCAGAGCUCAUCAAUUAAAGACCAGCGUGACGAACACCGUGAUCAAGAAGGCUGCAUUCUCAGGCGUGGGCCACAUCGUUGUGCUGUAUCACAAUGAUACCAUGCAAGCCUGGACGUUCGGGCAACUAGACAGGGACACGAAAAUCGACGCAAAGAUAUUUGGGAUACGUUACGUCAGGGACUUUACCUUCACGAAAGAUGGCAGAGCCAUGAUAGUGGCUAGCGCAAGAACCAUAAGUGUCAUUGACACGUGUGACUGGAGCUUAUUGAAGAAGCUGAGCCUACCUACGAAUCUAGUCAACGUAAAACAGUUGUCCGUUGUCUCGCGCCCGUUGAACGGUGGAGCGAACAAGACAGUCGCACUGCUGUCUUCAAAACACACUCUGCACUUUGGUGACACAAGUGCCCCAGAUCUUCUUCAGACAUCCGACGUUACCAGUGGCGUUAAAAAAUUCGCGAUUUCAUCUGCCAGCAGGUACAUGGCGUACAUAGAUCAAGAGGAAUGCUUGAACGUAGCGCGUCUGGACAAGAUGAUCUCCAAAGCAAAAAGAUUGCCGGAGCCGCACAGACUGCAAGCGCAUAAGAUAAGCGAUCACUUGGACUGCAUUAAACAGAGCAUGAAACGAGAGUUAGACGUGAAGCGGUUGGUGCCCAUCUUGCACGAGUUCGGAGAGUAUCCGGAAAAGUAUCGCGCGCUGAUUUGGUCCACCGUAUUAAAGCUGCCCGCUAACAGAGAUGCGUACGUUGCCCUGGCGAGCAAAGUGACACGCGGGAAGUUUGCGCUGAGUACCUUAAGGGACUAUCCAUUGGCGGAUAGAAGUAAAGCAUCCCUGCUGGUGAUGACAAUGGACUGCUUGAUACAGUGGUAUCCUCUGCUGGUACAGAGUCCGUUUCUUCCCAAGCUGAUUUUUCCAUUUCUCGUGGUGUUUCAGAAAGAUCCCUUGCUUGCUUUUGAAUUAAUUCUAAGUAUAUUGCUGAAUUAUUGUCAAAAAUGGUUUGAGUACCAUCCUCUACCGCCGUUGAAUGUUCUGGGAAUCGUUGAGAAUAUUCUCCUGGAAGCAGACCCCGUGCUGUUGAACAUCUUCUACGAGCGUGGGAUCACAAGCAGCGAGUACGCAUGGCCGUUGCUUCAGACAGCCAUGAGUGAAGUGUUGUCGGGAAACGAGUGGUUGAUUUUGUGGGAUCAUCUAAUAUCCCUCCAAAAGCCCGCCCUUCUACUGAUGUGCGUCGUUGCUUAUAGCGUUCACUCGAGGGAAAGUAUAAUUUCUCUGAUAAAAUCAUCUAGAGACGUCGCAGGAUUCUAUACUAGUCAAGGUCAUGCUAGAGCCAAGGAUUUGUUGAGGAUUGCGAGAAGAUUAGACCAGGAGAUACCAGAGCGAACUCAUCCUGAUCGUUAUCUGAGGAACAAAGUACUGCAGUUGAAUUCUACCGGGCCCUAUUUCUUAUUUAUCUCGGGAGAGUAUCCAAAAUUUCUCACCGAAAGUACCGGGCGCAUGGAUUUAGAGAAACUGAAAGUGCAAGCGCAAUCGCAAGAACAUGAUCGCAAAAUUGCAGAAUCAGCUGAGAGAAAGAGAUUGCACCAAGAAACUCAGGCGUUGGCAAGACAAAUUCACAAAACGAGACUGGAUGAGGUACAGAAAUUUUUCCAAGAACGUUCCAUUACUAACUUAGAUUGGAAACUUGAAAAAUUGCUGUCAGAUGCAGAAAGAAAAAGGUUCUAUUGCCAGCAUUCAUGCGAAGAGCCAUUAGAAAUGAUACGAGAAUGUAACAAACGUAAAAGUAAAAUUUUAGAUUUCGAAUGCAUCAAACCGAGCAAUUACGAAAAGCUGCAGCAAGACGUAACAAAGCUCGAAUAUGAAGUACAAAAUUUUCUCGAUUCAUUGAGAUCUCCGUAGAUGAGAAGUGGAUAUUGGUUAGAGCAUACUUUUGCAAUAUGAGUCCUCGAUCUCGCGUAAACGUAAGCGAAAUAAAGCAAUAUUAUAUA